Entelurus aequoreus (snake pipefish) is the source of this 5708-nucleotide messenger RNA. RefSeq names its product PR domain containing 2, with ZNF domain a (gene prdm2a). Gene Ontology annotation, biological process: regulation of transcription by RNA polymerase II. The transcript has 5 exons. NCBI's taxonomy places the organism in Eukaryota, Metazoa, Chordata, Actinopteri, Syngnathiformes, Syngnathidae. The record is from RefSeq and is a predicted model, not a curated record. Gene Ontology annotation, molecular function: DNA-binding transcription factor activity, RNA polymerase II-specific; RNA polymerase II transcription regulatory region sequence-specific DNA binding. Bases 387 to 4292 code for a protein of 1301 amino acids. Gene Ontology annotation, cellular component: nucleus.
UGAAAUAAUACUACAACUUACAAUUGUCUGCUGGUGUUAUAUUACAGUCGUGUCGUACGUUUUAUUACCGAAAUAUAGCUAUUAGUAGGCAAUGUUUGUGUGUUAGGAUUGGAGCUAGCUAAACCCUAAUAUGUUGAUAGACGUACGCAGGUCGUCAACACCGUGCUGUGUACUCACUGCGGUUGUGUUGAUGAGCUGUUAGCAAUGGUGCAAGGACGGGCAGCGUCAUCAAGCCCGUUGAGGGAGACAUAAUUAAACUGACUACCGAGAAAACAAGGUCUGUUUUCAUCUUCAUUUAAGGCCUUUGCUUCUGAACCGACUGCAAAAAUGGUGUGACAACUGUUACGGACCCACCUUAAAAGAACUGGAUACAAACUGUACAUAAAAUGGCGCAAUCCCCUCACUUGGACAUCACCAAAAUUGGAGAGAGUGAACGUAUACAAGAAGAAGAUACCAGUAUUCCACCCGACACACAUAGUCACACAGAUGAUGACCACCUUGCUCAUGAUCGUAGCAGAGGUUGGGAGUCUUUUCCCUGUCAGGACUAUGAACAGUGUUUCAACAGCCAACAAGGCUUGGUACAACACAUGCAUAUUCACGCUUUGGUGAAGAAUGUGCCACCUGGCUACAAAAGCAAGAGGAGCAAAAUCUUCUGUGGUCCAGAUUUAGAUCAACAGCUGCAUGAGAAUGUGAAACCUUCAGUUUCAGCAAGCUCAGUCACUCAGCUUGAAAGCAGUAGUACUGCCGUGUCAUUGACUGAAUGUAACAUGUCACCACCUGACAGAGAACCAGAUGAGUUGCUUCAAGAGGAAAAUCUUCAGCAGGUUAUCAUCGCAACGUUAAAGCAUGGAAACAAAUUGGAUGUGGAGAAUAAAAGCGAAGGCACUGGACAGUACAUGCUAGAUGUCUCCAGCAGUACGUCAGAAAACCUCAGCUUUUACUUUGAUGGGAAAAUAGUGUCAACGAGCACAUUCAGCGGCUGUGAAGCCGCUGAAGUUCAUUCUGCUUGUUUAAAUUUGGUUGGACUGGACACCCUGAUUCUAGAUCCCUCCCAAUUCAACCCAGGGUUGAGUAUUGAUUCAAUUCUGAGCAACCAAGAGUUGCAGGGUUUAGUACCAGCUAAGAGAAGAACUGCAACACCUCCCCUGUUACCCCUAAUUCAAACUGAAUUGGAGUCUGAGGUGGUUGUUUCAUCAUCAUCACUUGUGACUUCGGUAAUAGAACAUUUACUUCCUCAGAAUACAGAGUCCACAGUUGCCCACCCCAAAGGAACCUCUGUAUUUCUAUCCCCAAAGUUACAGCAGCUACUCGAGAAGCAGGACAACCUAAAUCCCGCACCUUCCCUGCUUCCAGAUGGCCAAACACCUUGUUCCCUUGUCUCUACUGCUGCAGCAGGAAGGUUUAAAAGAAGGACCGUAUCUCCUCAAAGUUCUCCUCAGCACAAUGUAUCAUCUGAUGAGGAAACAAUCAUACCAGAUCCAGACGGCAGUGAUGCUGUUACUUUAUGGCAGAUGGACACCCACUCUACCAAUGAACAGGUUAAUGCAUCAGAAAUUGUAGAGGAACCACAAGCGAUUCCCAUUUUAACUGAGAGUUGGUCUCCUGUGACUGUCAACAACUGUAAUCAGCAACCAUUGGAUCUCUCCAAUACAAUGAAAAGGCAUGGCCCUGACACUUCUGCUGCACUGGAUUUAAGUUUGCAAAAAAAUAACCUUAACAAAUCUGAACUGAUGUCAAAUGUAGUUGCACAGUCAAAUGGAAAUCCAAACUUGUGGAUAGAAGAGUGUGAUUAUGUGAGUGAAGAGCAAAACUUGAGCCUUGGAAGCCCUAAGACGCCUGUAGUGACAGACUUCAUUGUUACUGGUCAAAAUAUGGUUGACCCUGUUGCAGAGGGACUUGUUUAUGGACUUGCUGUCCCACCCUGUUCUCUGAUUUCUACACCUACGACUCUUACACCUUUUAGUUUCCCGACAACUUCCCCAUGCACAAUAUCAUUUGAACCCCCAACUUCACACACCGUUCUACCUACUGCUCCUUCAUUAAUCACAGUUCUGGCAUCAGCACUAGCUGUUCCUGGCCCCUCAAGCCAACCUGUCCAGGUCUUGGCUCCAACUAUAUCACCUGAGCCACUGGUACUCUGCACAGAAAAUUCAGGAAAUUCUACACGGUGUGACUCCACCUCUGCACUUGCAGCUAGCAAUGCUGCAAACCUUCUUGCACUCUCACAACCGCUAGACGCUUCUCUUAAUCCUGGCCACAUGUUUCUUAGUGACCCAAUUGCCUUCAACCCCCCAAUAAAUGAAGCCAAUGCAGUGUCAGAGGUGCCUUUCACGGCUACUUCCACACUAAAUGAUCCCCUCUCAAACUCAUACAACAAUAUCACAAGCAACACUGUCCUGAUUGAGUGCACAAUUUCCCUUGAAACUCCAGUAAGUGUCUCUGAUGCUGUUACUAUGCAAAACGACACAGACACGCCAGCAUCCACACAAAUGCUUAUUAAUCACAUUGACCAGCAACAGAUUGUCCCAUUACCCAACAAUGCAACUGUAGACCCCACCAUUCAUAUGCCCUCCAUUGAAGAGUCAGUAACAAUGUCCGCUACUACCUCAGUAACACCGGAUUGUCUUGCAGAGUCUGUGUCAAAUUCUGACCCAGAACAAGUCCCUGAAACUCAACCUCCAAUUGCAAAAGGGGAGGAAUUUACUGACAUCACAGAUUCAGCGGUGGAAACCUUUGCUGACACCUCAGGCCGAGAUGAGAAGUUGGAAAAUAUACACCCCCCGAGCAACACACCAAGGCACUUAGAGCAGCAUACUUUCACCAAGAACUUCAUCUGCAAUGUGUGUGAUCAGUUGUUCCACUCAAUGAAAGAACUCGGUCAUCACGUUAGCGACCAUGCUGACGAAUGGCCCUAUAAAUGCGAGUUCUGCGUUCUGCUCUUUGAUAAGCCCGCUGCUUUACUAGACCAUCGAUCAAGCUUGCACAGCGUUGACAAGACUUACGUUUGCAGUGCAUGCACAAAAGAUUUUGUUUACUUUUGCAAUCUGAAACAGCAUCAAGAGGAAUUGCAUCCUACUCAGCAGUGUACGUUCACUGAAGAAGAAAAAGGAAAAAUAAGACCUCAGAAUUACAACUACUCUAUGAAAGUCAGCACAGAGCCUCCAGUGUCUGAUGCAUCUGAAGAACCCAACAAACAAGUCAAAAAAGAAGAAAAUCGUGUCGAUCUAACUGCGGAAGAAUUAUUUACAACAAUUAAAAUCAUGUCCUCAGAUAGUGGCAAGGUCAAAGGGCCCGAUGUUCGUCUUGGAAUUAAUCAGCAUUAUCCAAGCUUUAAGCCCCCUCCCUUUCCUUACCAUAAUAGGUCACCUGCUGGCUCCCUGGCCUCAGCCACAAACUUCACUACCCACAACAUCCCACAAACCUUCAGUACAGCUAUUCGGUGCACCAAGUGCGGUAAAAGCUUUGAUAAUAUGCCAGAGCUGCACAAACACAUUCUGGCUUGUGCAAACGCCAGUGAUAAGAGGCGGUACACACCCAAAAAGAAUCCGAUCCCUCUACGCCACUUUGCAAAAAGCCAAAAUGGAGUACUGUCCACAGCUAACUCAGCAAAUGAAUUUAAUGCUUCAAAUGGAGCCAGCCAGUCCCCCACAGAGUCAUCAGUCAAAGUUAAGUUUAAAUUAUUGAACAGAAAGAAGAGAAAGCUGGUCCAAAGGGUCAUGCCCCAGAGAAACAAGUCCACGUCCUCUUCCCACGUGCAUAAUGAUGUAUUUGCCUGCCCUCACUGUAGCAGGGAGUUCACUAUGCGCCGCAGCCGAACCAAACAUAUUGCUGUCUGUCCUAAAAAACCCAAAGAAGUAAGAACAAGAAAAGAGGGAGGACUAUCUGUAACUAAGGAAAACGAUGGUCGACUUCAUAGAGGGGUCUCUAAUGUUGAGCAAAAGCAAGAGGCCUCACCUCAUCGUAGGACGAGACUCCAGACAUCAGGGCCAACUAAAAGGCCUACCAUUCUUCCUGCAGUGACAGGCUUCUCCAGCAAGAGGAUGAAAUUUGCAAUAAAAGACACACCAAUGUCUAAAAAUGAGAUGUCUACCUUGAACGAACUUCCCGUGGUUCGCUCUUUUAAUCCUCCUCUGCGGCAGUACACGCGGGUACAUCAUGGUAUCAAAGAUAUUCCUGUUGAAAUAACCUUAGUGAAACAACAAACCGACCGGCGGAGGGACGAGUCGCCUUCUACUCCGAGCCAAGAGGCGCCAACUACUGGUGGAAGUUCUAAGCAAAGUGCUAUAGCUUGAAGACCUUUCUGCAGCCCUGUCAGGUCGAUGAACACCCUUCCUGCCCCUUCACCCCGUGAAGACUCAACUACACUGUACCAGAAAUUAAUGAAACUAAGGACUUGGAAAACAAGGAAUAACACAAAAACAACACAACUGAACUACUUCUGCAAGUAGAUGUAUUUUCAAACUCUUGUAGUUUGGAAUUUGGCACAGUCCUCGAUUUCGUCAACUUUCCGUCAACAGCCUAGAUUUUUGCACUUUGAAGUUAAUCUGACUGCAGCGUGUUGUGGAGAAAAUGGGAGGCACUGAAGCUGAGAGGCUUCGCUCAUUUCCCGCUUGGUGGGCCACUCGGCGAAGAUGGCAGGUGGCAAUCACUGUCAGCAUGGAUUUGCACUACUUUUUCCUUAUCACUCAUAUGUUGCCUUUUUGGAUUUAAAUUCUUCACUGCAUGCUGUGCGCCUGUGCUUUUGUGUUCAUUUGGGGUGAAGGAUAUUGGCUCUUAAACAAUAAUUAUUAUUCUGCUUUGGCAGACUGGAAUUAACUUUAAAAUAGAAUCACUGAACAGAGCACAAUAGUAUUAAAAGCUACCUUUCAAAGUUGUGCAAUUGCUUAUUGUGAAUGUAUUGUUGGGCAGGGUUAAUGUUACAGCUUACACAAAUCACAAUUAGCUUAUUUGGUUGGUUGCCUCUUAUAUAUUUCUAUAAAAAGUAGAUAUAUUCAUGUUGUUGAAAGUGAAUGACAUGAUUACUUGUAGCAUCAGAAUCAAUGUUUCCAUGAAGAUUUGUUUUAAUUUAGUGGUUUACCCAAAUUGAUCUUGUGUCUGCAGUCUUCUGUAGAUUCCUUUUCAAGUAAUUAUGUUAAAUACAGAGCUGGUAGGUCACAGAAUUUCUCAAAGUAGAGAAAUAAAAAACGCUGCUAACCUAUCAUGUAAUAUAUGUUUUUGUCUAAAAUUGUAUGUUUUUUAAAUUGUAUUUAUCAACUCUAUAAUGCAAACACUUCAUCCUGACUGUGUAAUAUACUAAUGUGCUGUAUCUCAGAAUGCAAAUAUAAGUUUAAUUUAGAGUUAAGUCUGAAAAAGACUAUUGAAGGUUGUAACUCUGAAAUGGUUCUAGUCUAUAUAUUCAUAAGCUACUAGUUUAUACAGGGUACUUAAAUAAUCAUAUGUAUAUCAAAUAGAUUUUUAAUUUCGGCAACAUUUUUUGUAACGUUGCCUCUUUGCUGUAAUGCUCCCACAGACUGCAGUAUGUUGGAUGUACAGGCUGUUUAGGGAAACUGUUGUCUAACUGUGAACGUUGGUUUAGCAUUUUAAAGUGAAAGUCAUGUGUAUUUAUUAAUAAUUUAAAGCCAUGUAAUGAUUCUGAAGACAUUUUCUGUUUGAUUUGCACAAUUUUUGUUUCCAAGAGUGUGGUCAAAAUAAAUGAAUGUUCGUGUUAA